GACUGUUUUGGUACCUACGUUUUUUGUUUCUGUGUUUCUGUAAUUAAAUAUUGGUGAAAUCCUAAUAAUUUAAUCCAUCCUCAUGGUGGCGUGGUCAACAAUAAAAAUGAUUGUUAUUUAAGUAUUUGAAAUGCUCAAAGAAAUAGCUAUAAGCAAUAUUUUGUGUCGCCAAAAUUAUCAUUGUCCAUACUGUCCAAAUGAAGACGAUGUUUCACAUUAUUUCAGGUUUCAAAGAGAAGGUUGCAAGUCAAAUAUAAUCAUUAUGUUAUAUAGCAUACAUAAUAUUGAAUGGUUACGAAAACCUGGUGUAUCACACAGUUAUUAUUUUUUGGAUGAUUUUGCAUCUUACUAUAUCAAAUGGGCCAUUGUCUUAGCUGUUUCAAAAACCAUUCCAACAAUGCUGAAGUGGUAACAUCUCCCAGCCGAAAAAAAGAAGAAAUGACAGAAAUUAUUUCACCAAGUCAGAUGCCAGCUGUCAUGAUAUCUGACUAUCCACAGCAGGAGCCACUUCUACAAAGCAAUGAUAAUUGUAUAAAUUACUAUAGAAACAGUAGUAACAUACAAAGUUUCAAUUCAAAUUCUGGAAUUCAGGAUCUUUCUGCAGGUGACAAUGUAAAUGUUCAGAAAACAAAUGUGCAUGCAGAGAAAUCACAGAAACCUUUCUAUCAGAAGCUGCCAUCAAUCCCUAGAAGCAUGUCAUCUAUUGGCUCUAGCGAGGGGCGAGUUGCAGAAUCCAAAAUUAACCAGCUGUUUGAUCUCUAUAAGGACUCAUUAGAAGACGCUAUAUUAGCUGAGGGCAUUGAAAAUCUGUGCAAUGAUCUUCAACUAGAUCCAGAUGAUUUCAAAGUAUUAGUUCUCGCUUGGAAAUUGAAUGCUAGUCAAAUGUGCAAAUUUACUAAACAGGAGUUCAUCCAUGGCUUAAAAAAUAUGAAAACAGAUUCUAUAAAGGGUAUUCAACAAAAACUAAAUGAUAUCACACAUGAAUUAAAAAGGGACUCUGAGCAAUUUAAAGAUCUGUACAGAUUUACAUUUAAAUUUGGCCUUGACGUUACUACUGGCCAAAGAAUACUGCCCACAGAUAUUGCCAUUUUAUUAUGGCGCUUAGUCUUUACAAAUAGUGAACCUCCUAUUCUUGGUAGGUGGUUGAAUUAUUUAGAGAAAAAUCCCCAUAUUCGAGGCAUUCCUAAGGACACUUGGUACAUGUUUUUGAAUUUCUGUGAGUUUGUGGGUGAAGAUCUAAGCAGCUAUGAUGACACUGAAGCGUGGCCGAGCUUGUUUGAUGAUUUUGUCGAGUAUGAGAAUGAUCAGGUGAAUCAAAAUAUAACAAAGAAUGAUAUCAAAGCCCAGGAUUAAAUAACUAUGUUUGCCAAAUUAGCUACAUUAGGUACUUAAAAAUGUUGAGACUGAUAUGAUAGUGCUAGCACUUGAUUAGCAAACACAACAUGCAAUGAAAGGUAUGGCAGAACCUUUCAUAAAGACUCAACAGUUAUAU
This is a messenger RNA of Aricia agestis (brown argus), 1492 nucleotides long. RefSeq names its product DCN1-like protein 3 (gene SCCRO3). NCBI's taxonomy places the organism in Eukaryota, Metazoa, Arthropoda, Insecta, Lepidoptera, Lycaenidae. Gene Ontology annotation, biological process: positive regulation of ubiquitin-protein transferase activity; protein neddylation. The coding region runs from base 358 to 1353 and encodes 331 amino acids. Gene Ontology annotation, molecular function: ubiquitin-like protein binding; ubiquitin conjugating enzyme binding; cullin family protein binding. The transcript has 3 exons. Gene Ontology annotation, cellular component: ubiquitin ligase complex. The record is from RefSeq and is a predicted model, not a curated record.